UUUCAGAUCUUUGCCAUGACCCUGAUUACAAAAAGGAACAAAGCGAUCGCCGAUUAUUUAGGUAGCAAUGGCUACACGGACGCGCUGGAAGCGUUCAAAAAGGAGGCCGAUAUGACCGGCGAAAUGGAUCGCAAGUUCGGCGGCCUCCUCGAGAAGAAGUGGACUUCGGUCAUCAGGUUGCAGAAAAAGGUGAUGGAGUUAGAAUCGAAGCUGUCCGAGGCUCAGAAGGAAUUCAUCGAGGGUGCUCCAACGCGCGCCAAACGCACUCCAGCCGAGUGGAUUCCACGGCCGCCGGAAAAAUUCUGCCUUACCGGACAUCGGGCCACCAUUACUAAGGUAAUAUUUCACCCAGUGUUCAGUUUGAUGGUCUCCUCAAGUGAGGACGCAACCAUCAAAGUGUGGGACUUUGAGAGCGGCGAGUACGAACGAACCCUAAAGGGACACACCGAUUCCGUACAGGAUAUCGCUUUCGACCAUCAUGGAAAACUUCUUGUAUCCUGCAGCGCUGACAUGUCAAUCAAGCUGUGGGACUUCAACCAAACAUUCGAAUGUGUAAAGACAAUGCACGGACACGACCACAAUGUGUCGUCAGUGGCUUUCUCACCGAGCGGCGACAUCGUCUACUCCGCCAGUCGAGAUAAGACCAUCAAGGCAUGGGAGGUGGCCACUGGCUACUGCAUCAAAACAUACAAGGGUCAUCGCGAGUGGGUGCGCAUGGUGCGUGUGUCACCCGACGGCACGCUCCUCGCGUCGUGCUCCAACGACCAGACCGUACGCAUCUGGAACGCCGACACCAAUGAAUGCAAGAUGGAGUUGCGCGAGCACGAGCACGUAGUGGAGUGCGUGUCGUGGGCGCCGGAGGCCUCCGCCGCGGCCAUCAACGAGGCGGCCGGCACGGACAACCGCCGCGCCAACCACAUAGGGCCCUUCCUGGCCAGCGGCUCUCGGGACAAGUCCGUUAAGAUCUGGGACGUGAGCACGGGGCAGUGCCUGGCCACGCUGGUGGGGCACGACAACUGGGUGCGCGGCGCGGCCUGGCACCCGGGCGGCCGCUACCUGCUCACGGCCUCCGACGACAAGACGCUGCGCGUCUGGGACGUCGCGCACACGCGCUGCCUCAAGACGCUCUACGCGCACCAACACUUCGCCACCAGUCUCGAUUUCCACAGGAGCUUGCCAUACGUGAUAUCAGGCAGCGUCGACCAGUCCGUCAAAGUUUGGGAGUGUCGCUAAGAGCGUUGCCAUUUUAGUAACUUAAACUCACCGAUGAUAUCCUUAUCAUUAAUUUUUCGCGUUGUAGCUACAAUGAGAGCCAUGUAAGCUGCUGUCAUUAUGGUCAAUCAUUUGAAAGGGAGAGACACUUGCGUCUCUGCCUUCUGCUCAUUGUAGUAUUUUUCGUACAUCUGACGAUGCUAUGUCUCAAUAUAUUAUCAACAUUGGCGUUAUUUUGUAGGCCCAAUUCUCGUUACGUGUUCAAUUUACAUCGGUUAGAUUCACACAUUCCAUUAAAGUGUAAUGGCACAUAGAAUCUGUAUAUUUUUUUAGUUAAACUGAUAAUUUCCGAAUUUUGUAAAAAUUUGGAACAUACUUUUAGUGAAAGCCGUGACGUAGCAUUCGUCAUGUACCUGCUCGCAACGAUGGAGUGACGAGUGUAGCUGUGUGUGUUAAUAUAAACUUUCAAUGUCUUGUUUUAUUUGAUAGUUAUUGUUUAUUCGUAAAACGUUUAGAUAUAAAUUUUAUUUGUUAUUAAUAAGUAAUUUGAUUUAUUACCCAGCCAAUCAGAUUUUGUACCUUGAUUUCUUUAUAUUAAUGUUAGUUUUAUGAAAUUUGAUAUUGAUAGUUAUUCAUGACAACCAUACAAUUUAGUAGACCACACUGAACUCAUCGUAUAGUAUGCUCCAUCAACUACUAGUGUACAUAAAGCUUUUGAUGUUUGUCUCAGCUCGAUACGGUGUUCAUUAUGCUUGUUAGCAUCGCGCCAACGACAUUAAUGAAUAUCUAUGGAGACAACGAAACCGACCCCCGACGUCCCGGGAUAGUGUAGCGACUUCAACUAUUUUAUAACGAUCGGUUUCUUAGGGACUUAUUUUAAGUUUUGGCAAUUCAAAACUUUAACUAUAAGUUAGAAAGUUAUAUUUCAAAAUUUUAUUUAUUUAUAUUGUCAGUUCUAUGUUUAUGUCUCAAACAACAAUUUUUUGUUAAGCUUUAGCAUUCGAUUGCUUCAUGGGUAAAUGUAAUACAAUUCAUAUUUUACAUUUAUAAUUAUUUGAUUUUAAAUUUAAGUCAAUUUCAUUUAUGUCAUCAUAAUUAUGUCUAAGUAAAUUAAUGUGUGAUAUAAACUUUAAUUAAUACUUUGAAUUACAGGCCUGUUUAAGGUAGCUAGAUUGAAGAGAAACUUAAUUGAAGCUUUCUAACUCGACUACGGCGAAGCCAAAUGUAAGCGAACUAUGUGUAAAAGAGUUCCCUCAUAGAAUAUUAUUUGCACUUAUGAAAUGAGGUUGCAAUAGAUUCUAUAGCGUGAGAGCGCGGCUGAUUGUGUUUAUCCGUGGUCGGGUAUUUGUUUUUAAUUUAAAAGUAAAGUGUCUAUUAAUACUAUCAAUAGUUAUUUAUUACAAUACGGAUUAAUUUGUUGCCUGGUUUUGUAGUGGUUAGUUGGUAGUGUAGUUUGCGUAGGUACGCUCAUACUAUUAGAAACAGCUGCGUUUAGUGCAUGACAUGAUGCAACGUGUACAUUGCUUCUAAACGACGGCCGGUAACACCACGCUAAUAUAUAUGAUAUUUACGGAGUUAUCGCUUUUACAAUACGGUCAUUAUUGCUUUUGUAUUCCUAAUCGUGAUAUAAUGUAUCGGGAGCCGCAGCUCGAGGAAUAGUUGCUUAACUUGGUAUCUAGUAACUCGUACAAGGAUUAUAUUCGCUUUGUCGGUGUGAAUUCGUAAAUAUGCAGGCCAAGGAGAUUGUAAUACCUAGUGUUGUGGCGUAUCUGUAGAGAGCGCUCAACGAGCUUGAAGGAACACCUGAGUGCUUAAGAUAAACGAAAAAUAUAAGCGCGAAUACAAACAUGUAAACAACGAACCAGAUCGCAAUUUGAUAAAUCAUAUACAUUAUUAAAUUGCCUGAACAUCACAAUACGGAUUUUCUAGUCAUUUUUUGCAAGCAUAUCCUUUUCGUAGAAUAACUUUGUAAUAGAUAGUGACAUUAAUUUAUAUUUUAAUGAAAAUAAAAUAUUUGUUAUACGGGUCUACGAUAUGGCAGUAAAAAUAUGCAUUCAUGUCAUUACAUAUAAGGCAUUCAUUAUAUUCUAAAAUUACCGGGCUUAUGUAACUCUGUUGUUUUUAUAGAAAAUGUAUCGAUUUAGGUCUAAUACAAAUAGCGGUAUUUAAACAUUAAAUCCAGAUAAUCAUAGAAUAAACAACUAAAUGAGCGCUCUCUACUACUACGCGUGCUAUAUUAUCUUGGCAUAGAAAUAUAAUCUCUUUGAAAUAAGGCAAUUGCCUACUAUAAAUAUAAAUAAUCUGCUGAACAAUAAUAUGUUCUUCAUAAAAUGUUUGUAUUACAAUUUUUAAAUUAAGUAUCUUGCACUUUUAAAAAUGUAAUUACCGUAAGAAUAAUAUCAUCAACAUAGGUUAUCUACUUGCAGAAUUCUCUUGGUACAUAGAUUCUUAUAGUAUAGUAAGAUUUCCUUGCUACAGAAUAGCUCAGAGAAUAUGUGACUGGCGUGAUAACAGGAGAAUUUUGCAGUUACUCAUAAUAAAUGCUGUAACUUGUCAAAAUUGAUUACCGAAUAAACCCAAAUAGAUUUGGUUCGCGUUUCAUGUAAAUAAACAAGUAUUUAAUUUAUUUUA
Molecule: messenger RNA, 3843 nt
Organism: Trichoplusia ni (cabbage looper)
Lineage: Eukaryota; Metazoa; Arthropoda; Insecta; Lepidoptera; Noctuidae
Product: lissencephaly-1 homolog
Molecular function (GO): protein binding
Source: RefSeq, a predicted model, not a curated record